AUGGUUUCAUUCACUUUCGCCGCCGUCACUGCCGCAGUUGCUCUAUUUACUCAGACUGCCGUGGCCGUCCCUUCUCCAAGCGUUGAUGCCAAUGGCACUACGAGCUUGAGCGCCCCCAAGGUUAUCACUGGCACCUUCGAUGGUGGACUUGCCCGCUUUGAUCGUGGCAAGGGCGCUUGCUCUGGCCAGAAGGAGGGAGGUGACAAGGAUGCCGUAUUCCUGCUCGAAUCUGGUGCCACACUCAAGGCAAGGGCCCCUGCAACAUCUACAACCAACAUUGUUGGUGGUGGUGCCAAGGGUGCCGAGGACAAGGUCAUCCAACACAACGGCGGUGGAGCCGUCAACAUCGACUCGUACUGCGUCCAAGACUUUGGAAAGCUCUACCGCUCGUGCGGCAACUGCAAGACUCAAUACACUCGCAAAGUCAACAUUAGCAAUGUUAUCGCGAAGAAUGGCAAACUUCUUGCUGGUGUCAACUCAAACUACAAGGAUGUCGCGACUUUCUCCAAGCAAUGGGAAGGAACCCUCCAAACUGACCUCCAACCAGUACAAUUCCUUCUGCGUGAAGAAAGAUUAGACGACCUGUUGGAUGUUGAGCCGGACUAA
Messenger RNA from Rhizoctonia solani, 606 nucleotides. Its product is annotated as pectate lyase. Lineage: Eukaryota; Fungi; Basidiomycota; Agaricomycetes; Cantharellales; Ceratobasidiaceae. Gene Ontology annotation, biological process: pectin catabolic process. Bases 1 to 606 code for a protein of 201 amino acids. The record is from RefSeq and is a predicted model, not a curated record. Gene Ontology annotation, molecular function: pectate lyase activity. Gene Ontology annotation, cellular component: extracellular region. The transcript is spliced from 7 exons.